Molecule: messenger RNA, 5500 nt
Organism: Bombyx mori (domestic silkworm)
Lineage: Eukaryota; Metazoa; Arthropoda; Insecta; Lepidoptera; Bombycidae
Gene: cysu
Product: peroxidase
Exons: 14
Coding region: 379-2619 (746 amino acids)
Biological process (GO): response to oxidative stress
Molecular function (GO): heme binding; peroxidase activity
Source: RefSeq, a predicted model, not a curated record
AGGACAAAGUCUCAAGAGUAUUAUUUGAGGCUGUCACCCCCCUUAAAAUCAGAUGGUAUUAUUGUAAUAUACAAAAUGGUAGUACCUACUAGUACAGACGGUAACAAUACACCCUACUACUGGUAAGAAGUUACCCCACAAAGCAAAGCGUUGAUGGAAGGUUGCGCACAUCGUCUUGCGUUGCCGUUCGGAGGGUGAUCCGUACUUUCAUCAGGCUUCAACGCGCCGCCACCACCGUUUGCCAUCAGUGCCUACCACGGCGCGCCAUCGACUGGUCGCGCUCACUGUAAUGGACACCACGUACUGACUGUGGCUUGUGAUUUAUUGUGAUCAAGUGGUCAGGACUAAUUCUGUGAACAGUGUGUAAUAUAAUUCAAGAUGAUCGUCAGGGCGCUAUUUAUAGCGUUAUGCUGCGUGUGGGUGUCAGCACUAUCGCCGCUGGCUGUGGGUGGAGACGACAAUGACUGCGCGCUGUAUCUCACCGGGCCUGGUCGCAGCUCUGCAUACGAUUACAGCAUCAAUCUGCUCAAAGGAAACUUCGGUUAUGAUGGACAGCACACAUGUAUUACAUACGAAGCAAUCAACCAGGCCUAUCUCGAAGCAAGAAAUAGAAUUCUUGUCGCCCGGCCAAAGGGUGACUGGAAACCUGAAGACUAUGCGAGCGUUGGUGAACUCGUCCUCGACAUUUCAAUAAAUCUGGCACGCAGAUACGGUCUCUCGUACGAAGAGAUUGAGAAAGGACUGCCUCUCAUCGAUACUUCCCGAACGCUUAUCAGAGAGGUUUGCCCUCCUGUGUUCUCGCACGUGGAAUGCCGGGCUGGCAAAUACAGAAGAUUUGACGGACUCUGCAAUAACCUUAAGCAUCCUACUUGGGGUUCCACGAAUUCGCCUUUCCAGAGGUUAAUUGGUCCCCUGUUCUCUGACGGCAUUAACGCUCCUCGUAUUUCACACACUGGUCAUGAUUUGCCGCUGUCGCGUGUGGUGUCGCGCACCAUGCAUCCGGACGACGGUUUCCACGACCACGCGGGCACCGUAAUGGUCAUAGCCUGGGGACAGUUCAUGGACCACGAUUAUACACUAACCGGAACUCCAUUAGACCCGCUGAAUCGUAACGACCCAGAAGAGUGCUGUAAACGUCCCUCGCAUUUAAAGCAUCCUUACUGUAACGAGAUUCGCAUACCCGAAGAUGACUACUUUUAUCGUCUUUUCGGCGUGAAAUGCAUAGACUUUGUGAGGGCAUUCCCUUCACCUAGACCAGGCUGCAGACUGGGAUCCAGAACGCCUUUCAACACAUUAACCGGAGUCAUUGACGGUAAUACUGUAUACGGUAUAACAGAGAAAUUCUCAAGAAAAUUACGAACCGGUUUCGGAGGUUUGCUACGAAUGAAUCCUGUGUUCCAAGAGUACGGUCUGAAGGACCUGUUGCCGCUUAAAUUGGACAUCCCCGAUGAAGGGUGCACAAGACCAAACAAGAACAUGUACUGUUUUGAAGCAGGCGAAAUCCGUGUAAACGAGCAGCUGGUUUUGACUGUGAUGCACACGCUGAUGGCGCGUGAACACAACCGGAUCGCCAAAGCCCUGGCCGAAGUCAACCCUCAUUGGGAUGACGAGACUUUGUUCCAAGAGACGAGAAGAAUCAACAUAGCGGAAAUACAACACAUAACUUACAACGAAUUCUUGCCUAUUCUACUCGGUAAAGACGUCAUGGAGAAAUUUGGCUUGGUGCUUGAAAAGGAUGGUUACUGGGACGGCUACGACCCAGAAGUGAAUCCCGACGUAAUAGACUCGUUCGCGGCCGCCGCGUUCCGCUUCGGUCACUCGCUGUUGCCAACCGCCGUCGAGAGAUGGUCGAAGGCCCACAAAUUUAUCGCUUCAAAACGACUAUCGGACCUGAUCCGUCGACCAUACGACCUGUACCGGGCUGGAGUGCUGGACGAAUACGUCAUGGGCUUGAUGAACCAAGUGGCGCAGGCCAUGGACGACUCCAUCACUCAGGAGGUCACGAAUCAUCUCUUCAAGAAAGUCGGUGCCCGUUUCGGAAUGGACCUGGUCUCGUUUAACAUGCAAAGAGGUCGCGAAUUCGGCUUGCCCGGCUAUAUGGAGUUUAGGAAGUUCUGCGGUCUCCCCGGAGCGGAAACCUUCCAGGAGCUGUUCGGUUCCAUGACCAAUCACACCGUAAGGAAAUACGAAACGAUAUUCGAACACCCUAUCGACGUCGACCUCUGGUCCGGUGGAGUAUCAGAAAGACCUCUACCGGGUUCGAUGUUGGGACCUACGUUCGCUUGCAUUAUCGCAACGCAAUUCUCGUAUUCGAGACGCGGUGACAGAUUCUGGUUCGAACUCCCAAACCAGCCUUCAUCGUUCACGCCGGAACAACUAGCAGAGAUAAGGAAGGCGCGACUCGCCCGCGUCAUCUGCGACAAUACCGACAUCAUCGACACCGUGCAGCUCUACCCAAUGGUGUUGCCCGAUCAUGAACUGAACCCGCGUGUGGCUUGCCGCAGCGGUAUUUUACCAAGCAUGGACUUCAGCAAAUGGGCGGAGCCCGUUCCCUUCCACGGAACAGCGAAACAGUUCGUGAGUAGCUUCUCGUACGACCCAUUCUUAGGGAAGAAGUAAAUGCACCGAGCACUUGUAGUGAAUGGUACUAGUUUAGUUCUGCUGUUAGACAAGUGACGUCAUAACAUUCUACAAUAAACAUUUUAGGCUUAUUCCUGUAAGCUGCGGUAGGCAGCGGAAUGGCUCUGCCCCUGGCAUUGCUGAAGUCCAUGGGCGACGGUAACCACUCACCAUCAGGUGGGCCGUAUGCUCGUCUGCCUACAAGGGCAAUUAAAAAAAAAAAAAACUGCCCGUGAUUAAUCGGUUUAAACAUGUUUUUUUUUCAAUAUCUUUAUACGUUAUUUUAUAAAUUUAUCAUCUUUCUUUGUGUCUGGAAGCAAAUCUUUGUGCUUCGUAGACAUGUCAAUGGUCCAUAAAAUAAAUAAUAGAAUUUAAAAAGUAAAAGUGCGGUUCUUUCUUUUGAUAAUUUGAUAAACCGUUUUAGUUAUAACGUCACUUCGCUUAACUAGAACACAGAUAUAUUAUUUAAUAAUUUGUUUAGUACCUACUUAAAUAAAAGAUGUAUUUGAGAGCCCAUCACACUAGCUUUAAGAUCUUUAAGAGAUAUUUUCGUAGUAGACUCGCUUAUAGAACAGACAUUCAGUUUGAAAUGUACAUGUAAUUAUGUCGUAGAUGUUGAUUUAUCUGUUUAAUGAAAAAAAAAACCUUUUUUUUAAAUACCUACUUUUUAUGAAAUAUUAAGAUAUUUUUUUUGUUCUAUUAAAAACUUAAACGUACAGUACAUGUUGACAGUACUUUGGCACUACGACAUAAUAGCAUCGAAGCAUUCAUUGUUCAUUUGACACCAAGUGGGCAUGUAGUUGUAGAAUUUAGAAGAUUUAGUUGUAGAAACUGUUUUAUGUAGAACUAGAAUUAAAUUAUGUAGAUUUAGUGUAAAUACGUAUUUAAUGUUUAAUAAGGUAUCGUGAAAAAAAUUAGAAUUGGAAAAAAAAUGUAAUCUAGCUGAAGGGAAACUAAUGGAAAUAUUUUAAUUUGACAUACUUAGACAUAAAAAUACAUGUACCUACCUAUUACUUCGUAGAUCAACUAAAAAAAGACAAACCGUUUUCAUUGCUAUUGAGCUUUCAUGACUCUAUUUAAUUCAAACUGUAACGAAAUUUAAAUAUGUAUAGCAGUUCUUAUAUUUCUACGUGCUUUAUAACUAGCGCCCAUACCUACUUAACAUCCAGGCUAACUAUAUUUAAUUAUAGAUUUAAAAACGCAGAUUAAAUUACGUUUUUAAUAAAAUGUAAUGUAAUAGCAGAUUAAGUUAAUCAUAAGUCAUUACAGAUUCAUAAAAAAUCAUUGCUUAAUAGUUUUCGCGAAUACAAACACACAUGAAAGCCAAUAAAAACACUAAAUCGGUUCGUUAGAGUCGGGAACAACUAAACAUAAUAAACUUAGAUAAUUUUGUUCUAACAUACUAUCAUAUAUCUAUGGAGUCUAGAGUCACAAUACUUUUAAUUUUUUAUAAAUUAUUAAAAAAGAAGCAGUCAACUAACCUAACCUAAAUUGCUAAAAAAUAACGGUAAUGCAUUAAAAACUCCACGUUGAUAUCUAAAGAGAAUGAAUUUCAAUGUUUAUUGAAUUGUUCUAAUGCUGUUAAUAUAAGUCGCGAUAAAAACCGACAACUUUAUUUUUUUUAAAAACUAGUGAAAUCUCACGACCUUCCGAAUCACACUUUACAAUUGCUGAAUACAUAUUAAAGAAAACGCCCAUUUGUUGAAACCAGACGCGCGCCAACUUAAACCAAACUCGGAAUAGAUUACAACAACCAAUUUAUUUUAAGACUAAUUACAUUAGAACAUUUUCAUAAAAUAACAUAAUUCUUCUGUCUAUAUACGAGUAAAUAAACGUAUUUGUCUCUAAAAGUCAAAAAAAACUAGGUUAGUUAUUUAUAAAAAAUAAAUAGGUUAUUAUACAUUGUACAAAAUAAUAUUAACGGAUGGCUUAGCUUAAUAUUAAUGCUUCAUUGCCAUAUUUUAUGUUUUAUUGUAUAAACAGUUAAGAUCACCGAUUUUUUUUAAUAAUUGCAUUUCUGUGAUGCGCCCUCUUUUUAACCGACUUGAAAUAAAAGUAAUUUUAAAAGAGUUUUAAUAACUUUUGACAAACAAAUAUUCCGCAUAAUCGCAAUUAUUCACUAAAUAGUCCAUUUCGUAAAUCAAACAACGGACUUUGGAUUUCAUUUUUUUUAAAAGAAAUAAGACAGUUUUAGUUUCUGUAAUUCACUAUCGCAACGUUAUUAAAAUUUUGACGGCACAUUCAUAUUUAUAAUAUUGUAAAUGUAAAAAUUGUUUUAUUGUUAAAUCUAGUGACGUAUGCAUCUCAAACCAUCAAAAAAUAAAACAACACAUGAGUCGACUAUUAUCAAAGCCGGCAAUGUGACUUUUGGAUAAUUAUUGGUAAAUCAGAAAAACGAAUUAUUGACUUUGUAUUCCAUUGACAGUCACAAAACUCUUCUGAACGACAUCUUAGAUAAAUAACAGGUUAAGUAUUAACCUUUAUUUAAUGCAGGUUUUGAACCGUAUUCUUUGAAGGAGACGAUUAUAUUCAAAUCAAUCUGUAUUGAAAUAUCAAUAAUUUUUUUUUGUCCAAAUGCACAGAUUGCCACCUUUGAUAACAGACGACUCACAUGUAAACUGAAAAAAUUUAGAAUAGCAAAUAAAAUUAAAAUUUUGACAAACACUAAAUAUUUCGUUAAAAUUCCUCUAGUUUUUGGAAGCAUAAUUAAACUUCACUGAAGAUCACCUAUUAGGUGCUUACUUUAUAAGUUUUUGUAAAUUAAUAUGUAUCAUUAAAAUUCUGGAACAAUCGUUGAUCUGAGACAUUGUAUGCAAAUAAACUAUAAUAAAAUUAUAGAACAUAUGUAAAUACAGAAGUAAUAAAAUUUAGUAUCGGUGUA